AUGACUGGCAAGGAGCGCGCGUCGCCCAUCUUCCGGCCCUGGGCCCAACAGCAGAGCGCCGAGCCCCGGAUCGUGCAGCCCGAGCCGGUGUACCUGCUGCCCGCGGCACUGCAACCGGCCUUCCCGAUGACCGCGUGGGAUGUCGCCGCCGCCGCCGCCGCGCACCACCACGCAUCCGCGCACGCGCCCGCGUUCCUCCAGCAAGAGCUGGCCGCCCGGUGGAAGGCCAAGAAGCAAAGGCCCAAGCGCUUCCAGUGUCCGCACUGCAAGGUGUCUUUCUCGAACAAUGGACAAUUGAAAGGACAUGUGAGAAUCCAUACCGGGGAGCGCCCGUUCGCCUGCGAGCACGAGGGCUGCGGCAAGACAUUCACCCGGAACGAAGAGCUCACGCGACACAAGCGCAUUCACACGGGACUAAGGCCCUUCCCGUGUCCAUUGUGUCAGAAGCCAUUCGGCCGCAAGGACCACCUCAAGAAGCACGUGAAGACGCACGAGCGAGCUCUGCUUCCUGGCCUUCCCUACUUUUUCGGCGGCGCGCCGGACUUCCUCUUCAUGUGA
Dermacentor albipictus is the source of this 558-nucleotide messenger RNA. RefSeq names its product Krueppel-like factor 13. The record is from RefSeq and is a predicted model, not a curated record. Gene Ontology annotation, biological process: regulation of transcription by RNA polymerase II. Gene Ontology annotation, molecular function: DNA-binding transcription factor activity, RNA polymerase II-specific; RNA polymerase II cis-regulatory region sequence-specific DNA binding. Lineage: Eukaryota; Metazoa; Arthropoda; Arachnida; Ixodida; Ixodidae.